Molecule: messenger RNA, 1256 nt
Organism: Lactuca virosa
Lineage: Eukaryota; Viridiplantae; Streptophyta; Magnoliopsida; Asterales; Asteraceae
Source: the annotation of a GenBank genome assembly
AAAGGAAUCAUUUCUGUUGUGUGUAUCGAUCACCAGACACCAGCCAUGUACGCAGCCUACUUUAAUAACAAGUUCACCAAUGCACUUGUGUACUACGUGUUCUUGUUACUUUUGCUUCUCAUUGCACCUUUUCUUUUCAUUUGGGAACUCAUCACCACCCUCCGAUCAUGUUUCCGACCUAUCGAAAACAUGUCUGGAAAAGUGGUUUUGAUCACCGGUGCUUCUUCGGGACUCGGAGAGCUCAUGGGUUACGAAUAUGCAAAAAGAGGUGCAUGUUUAGUUAUUGUCGCGAUAAAAGAACCAGAGAGUCAACUCGAGCAAGUAGCAAAUAAAGCCCGUGAACUCGGCUCUCCAGAUGUUCUUUACGUGUUUGCCGAUGUGUCGAAGGUUGAUGAGUGUAGGAUGUUCGUGGAUGAGACCAUUGGACGUUUUGGUAGAUUAGAUCAUCUUAUUUGUAAUGCUGGAAUCGGGUCUAUUUAUUCGAUUAACACCAAGAUCACCAAAUUCGCACCUGUCAUGGACAUUAACUUCUGGGGAUCGGUUUAUCCAACUCAUUUUGCAAUACCACACCUCAUGAAAACCCGUGGAAAGAUUGUGGUGAACGCCUCAUCUGCGGGAGUGUUGCACCCACCAAAAGGCGGCUUCUACAAUGUUAGUAAAUCGGCGCUGAUCAGCUUCUAUGAGUCCCUUAGAUUCCAAGUGUCUCCAACAAUAACAAUAACAAUUAUGACACUUGGUUACACAGAAACAAAUCUCAUAACAGCAAAGAAUUUAACUAAUGGUGUUGGUAUUCGUCUACAAAAGGAUUUCAGAACCAUGCUCCCAACAAUGGGGGGCGGAGCCAUGUGCAAUAGCCAUUGUCAAUGGAGUAUGCAAAGGUGCAACAUACAUGUUGUAAAAUAUGACGGAUCCAAAUUGACUUAAAUAAUAUUAGCUCAAUGCGGAAUGGGAUCAAAAAUUAUCAAAGCGUAAUAAUCACAACGUAAUACGAAUAAAAUAAAUAGAAUAGAGACACAGGAAUUUACGUGGAAACCCAAAUCGGGAAAAAACCACGGGCGGAGGAAGCCGAGAAACGAUUCACUAUAAUUUGCAGUGUUUACAGGGAUUAUGAAAGAGAUUACAAAUAGAGUGGGAGAGCUAAAAUAUACGGUGGUGUAUAAGUAUAUAUAUUUAAUGCUUUUCUAUAUAUACUUUGAUUUUGGUUCGUGUGUUUAUGAUGAAAAUGGCUUAGGCUAUUUAUAGCCAAAGGGAAUGUA